GCAGAGAGGGAGGAGCGCCAGGGAGGAGCUGGCAGGCGGCAUUGCGGCUCCAGUCGGCGGCGGAGACUCGAGGCGCGGCGCUCCAUCUCAUCAUCAUCAUAGUCGUCCUCCUCGUCCCGCUGCUCCCCGUUCCUCCUUCGUCGAGUCUGCUCCGAUCCGCCAGUUUCGCAAAAUGGAUGAAGAAUACGAUGUGAUUGUGCUUGGCACCGGCCUCACGGAAUGUAUUCUGUCAGGCAUCAUGUCCGUCAACGGGAAGAAGGUUUUGCACAUGGAUCGCAAUUCUUACUACGGUGGUGAUAGCGCGUCCAUCACGCCCUUGGAGGAGCUGUACAAGCGGUUCACCCUGCCUGCCGGACCCCCGGAGUCGAUGGGCCGCGGACGUGACUGGAACGUCGACCUCAUCCCAAAGUUCCUCAUGGCUAAUGGCCAACUGGUGAAGAUGCUGCUGUACACGGAGGUGACGCGCUACCUCGACUUCAAGGUGGUGGACGGAAGCUUUGUUUACAAGGGAGGCAAGAUCUACAAGGUUCCAUCCACAGAGACAGAGGCCCUCGCCUCCAACCUGAUGGGCAUGUUCGAGAAGCGCCGCUUCCGCAAGUUCUUGGUAUUUGUGGCAGAGUUUGACGAGAAGGAGCCCAACUCCCACCAGGGCGUCGACCCGCAGACCACCACCAUGCGUGAUGUCUACAAGAAGUUUGACUUGGGACAAGAUGUCAUUGAUUUCACGGGCCACGCGUUGGCACUCUACCGCACCGACGAUUACUUGGAUCAGCCAUGCUUGGAGACCAUCAACCGCAUCAAGCUGUACAGCGAGUCACUGGCACGCUACGGGAAGAGCCCUUACCUCUACCCUCUCUACGGUCUGGGGGAGCUUCCACAGGGCUUCGCCAGGCUGAGCGCCAUCUACGGUGGAACGUACAUGCUGAACAAGCCCGUGGAGGAGAUUGUGAUGGAGAAUGGACGGGUGGUUGGUGUCAAGUCCGAGGGUCAGGUGGCGCGGUGUAAGCAGGUGAUCUGCGAUGCCAGCUACGCGGCCGACUACGUGAAGAAGUCGGGCCAGGUGGUGCGUGUUAUUUGCAUCCUGAGCCAUCCCAUCAAGGACACCAACGAUGCAAACUCCUGCCAGAUCAUCAUUCCUCAGACGCAGGUCAACCGCAAGUCAGACAUCUACGUGUGCAUGAUCUCGUUCGCGCACAACGUCGCGGCGCAGGGGAAGUACAUCGCCAUCGUCAGCACCACCGUGGAGACGGAAGACCCCGAAGCCGAGGUGUUGCCGGCCCUGCAGCUGCUAGAGCCCAUCGAUCAGAAGUUUGUCACUGUUUGUGACAUGUACGAACCCACCGAUCUUGGACUCGAAAGCCAGAUUUUCAUCUCGCGUUCCUACGACGCCACCACUCACUUUGAGACUACGUGCAACGACAUCAAGGACAUAUACAAGCGCGUGACGGGCGCGGAUUUCGACUUUGAAGAAGUCAAGCGCAAGAAGAACGACAUAUUUGGGGAAGAGGAGCAGUAAUAAACCCUAUCAAGCUUCUUUCACUUUUUCCCUAAACUCUUCCCUUCCCACUCCCCUCCUUACACCCAACACUCCCACGAGUUGGGCUGUCGGUACAGCCUAGCCAAUAAACCACACCAAUUCACACCUCUUCACCAGUGACGUACGUAAGUCUCCAUGUUGCAACUGUAUGAAGUCCUGUAGGAAAUUCAGCUAGAACGACGCUCGUGACAUUCUUUUUUUGGGACAAGAGUUAACGGUGCAAUUUGCAUGUAAUUAUAUUUGUGUUAACGUACCCUACUUGCGAAUUUACAACUGCAGGUGGUCCAAGUGAAUUGUACAGAACCUAAUUCAAAUGUUUCACUACAGCUACCCCAAGUUAUAAAAGAAUGGCUGAUAAUUGACACGCUUAGAUUGGCUUCCCAGAGAAGCUGGCGGCAGCAGAUGUGAUUUUCCACGCAGAGGUUUGACACUGAUAACGGUCCAAAACAUGAAGUAACCAUGAAUCUGUUUGGAGUAAAACAGUACAGUAUUAAGAGUAACAAAUUCCUUUUGAAGUUGAGUUUUGAUUGCACUUUCUAAGUUGAAAAGCACUCAUUUUAACGAACAUUCCUGCUAAAGUAGGCAAGUUUACAUGGUGUGGAAAAAAGUGAACCACAAACGGUUGUAAUUUAUUCGGCAACUGCCCUGCUGCUUUAAAGAAGCGGACUGGACCACAUUUUAGACUGUAGCGUGAUAACUGCCUGGUGUUGUAGCCGUUGUGCAAUGAUAUAGUAACGUAGUUAAUCUUUAACGAGUUAUUACAGUUAUGAUCCUCAAGUUGAACAAUGUAUCACAGUAGUAUCGAUAGUAUGGUCAUCUUUAUCAUGUUCUGAUGAGGAAUUAAACAUUGGCAUCAUGGUUGUAAAUCUAAAUAAAGAACUGAAGGAUGA
Molecule: messenger RNA, 2427 nt
Organism: Lethenteron reissneri (Far Eastern brook lamprey)
Lineage: Eukaryota; Metazoa; Chordata; Hyperoartia; Petromyzontiformes; Petromyzontidae
Product: rab GDP dissociation inhibitor alpha
Biological process (GO): small GTPase-mediated signal transduction; protein transport; vesicle-mediated transport
Cellular component (GO): cytoplasm
Molecular function (GO): Rab GDP-dissociation inhibitor activity
Source: RefSeq, a predicted model, not a curated record